This is a messenger RNA of Colletotrichum orchidophilum, 1050 nucleotides long. RefSeq names its product alcohol dehydrogenase. NCBI's taxonomy places the organism in Eukaryota, Fungi, Ascomycota, Sordariomycetes, Glomerellales, Glomerellaceae. The transcript has 2 exons. Gene Ontology annotation, molecular function: NAD binding; glyoxylate reductase (NADPH) activity; hydroxypyruvate reductase [NAD(P)H] activity. Bases 1 to 1050 code for a protein of 349 amino acids. Gene Ontology annotation, cellular component: cytosol. The record is from RefSeq and is a predicted model, not a curated record.
AUGCCCAGCGCCAUCAAACCCAUAGUUCUCCAUUUAGGAGAUCAAAUCAGGUACAAUCCAGGACGAUACAAAGAAUUGGAAAAGAUUGCCACAGUCGUGAGGCCACCCGUCGAAGAAAGACAGAGGAAAGCAUUCUUGGAGGCCCUGAAGGAGCAGCGAUGGGGCAACUUCUCAGCAAUCAUGCGACCCUUCUGGAACUCUGGAGGUGAGAUGGGUCGUUGGGACAAAGACCUAGUUUCGCUCCUACCUCCGUCCGUCAAAGUCUUUGCUUCAGCGGGUGCCGGAUAUGAUUGGGCAGACGUUGAUAUCCUGGCUCAAAAAGGAAUCUUCUACUGCAAUGGUGCAUCGGCAUCGACAGAGGCUGUGGCAGACAUGGCGCUCUACCACAUCAUAUCAGUCUUCCGUAACAUGCAAUGGACCAACACAGCAGCACGCAGUGGUGACGCAGAACAAUUUCUCGAUGCACAUCGGCACAACAGCGAGACAGCACACAACCCUGCAGGCCAUACACUCGGCAUCAUUGGUCUCGGUAACAUUGGCUACCGAAUAGCACAAAAGGCUCAUGCUGCUUUCGACAUGAAGAUAGCCUACGUCGAUCCUAUUCCCAAGUCAGCUGAGCAGGAAGCAACGGUCAAAGCUGUGAGAUACCCAGACCUGGACUCGAUGCUCGCCGUAGCAGAUUGCGUGGUCAUCUCCGCCCCAGGAGGUGCAGAAGGCGGCAAGGCACUCAUGGACGCCCCGCGCCUAGUGAAGAUGAAGGCGGGAUCUCGACUCGUCAACGUUGGGCGUGGAAAUUUGGUGGACGAGGAGGCUUUGGCUGAUGCGCUGAACUCAGGGCAUCUAUUCGCUGCUGGUCUCGAUGUGCACUCUAAUGAGCCACACGUCAACACCCGUCUGAUUUCUAUGCGGAAUGUGAGUCUUACAUGUCAUACCGCUGGCGGGGCCGUUGAGACAAGAAGUGGGUUUGAGGACUUGGCCAUCCGAAACGUCAUUGAGGUACUUCUCGGAAAAGAACCCUUGACACCGGUUAACAAACAUCUCCUCGGGUAG